Carlito syrichta (Philippine tarsier) is the source of this 642-nucleotide messenger RNA. RefSeq names its product transmembrane protein 220 (gene TMEM220). NCBI's taxonomy places the organism in Eukaryota, Metazoa, Chordata, Mammalia, Primates, Tarsiidae. The transcript has 6 exons. The coding region runs from base 22 to 468 and encodes 148 amino acids. The record is from RefSeq and is a predicted model, not a curated record.
UGGCGGGCCUGCAACGGGCUCAUGGCCGCCUUCUUCGCGCUGGCGGCCUUCGUGCAGGUAAAUGAUCCAGAUGCAGAAUUGUGGGUGAUGGUGUAUACUAUACCUGCAGUACUGACCCUGCUUGUUGGAUUUAACCCUCUUGUCACAGGUAACAUUAUUUGGAAGAGUGUCUCUGCAAUACACAUAUUCUUCUGUGCAUUGUGGGCUGUUGGCUUGGCAUACUACUUCCUGCUUCAUACACAACAGAACAUCUUACACGAGGAAGAAGGCAGGGAGCUCUCUGGUCUGGUGAUUAUCACAGCAUGGAUGAGCCUAUGUCGCAGUUCAUCCAAGAAUCCGGUUGGUGGAAGAAUUCAAUUGGCCACUGCCAUUGUAAUAGCUCUUUUCCCGUUUAUCUUAUGGGUCUAUGUAUACAUUAACAAGGAAAUGCGGUCCUCCUGGCCAACUCACUGCAAGACAGUAAUUUGAAGAAAUUCAAGAAUCUUGUUUUUAAAAUAAAUAAUUUUUUAUAAACAUUAUGGUAAUAAGCCAGCUUCUCAGGAGUUUAUUUCAGGUAAUUUGAGCUAAUAGAGAUAAUUUUUUUGUUUUUAAUCCUAACAACUUUUUAAGACUGUCUACAAUUAAAUGUAAGAUUGAAUGGGA